Messenger RNA from Siniperca chuatsi (mandarin fish), 15451 nucleotides. RefSeq names its product ATP-binding cassette, sub-family A (ABC1), member 12 (gene abca12). The record is from RefSeq and is a predicted model, not a curated record. Gene Ontology annotation, molecular function: ATP binding; lipid carrier activity; ATP hydrolysis activity. Gene Ontology annotation, cellular component: membrane; intracellular membrane-bounded organelle. Gene Ontology annotation, biological process: transmembrane transport; lipid transport. Lineage: Eukaryota; Metazoa; Chordata; Actinopteri; Centrarchiformes; Sinipercidae.
UGGAGCUGCUCACAUAUGCGGGAGACAAGGCGCAGUUACUGCACCGUCAUUCAAGGAGGAUUUUUCCGUUUCUGUUUUUUGAGCGUGAAUUUGUUCUACUUUCCUCCCGUGACCGACUGAUGGAAAGGGCAUCCUGCUAGGGGCCACCUAGCGCCAUGUCCGUCCUAACAAGCGCGCGAGCUACAGUCAGAUAACAAAACAUUUGACCAAUUAAAGAGGACAGACGCCGCCAGCUUCCUCCACCGAUGGCCUUUUUCAGGCAGCUGCAGCUUCUUCUCUGGAAGAAUGGACUGGCAGUCAUCAGACAGCCGAUAUGGUCCUUGACUCUGAUCAUCUGGCCUCUGAUCAUCUUCAUCAUCAUUGCUGUGACCCGCAACCAGUUCCCUCCAGUAAUAAAAGAUACAUGUUAUGUGGGACCCCGAAACCUCCCCAGUACGGGCUUCUUCCCUUUCCUGCAGACCCUCAUGUGCAACACAGACAGCAACUGUCAUAACAAAUCACGCCUGGUGGACCCAGCUGCAUCAAAGUCAACUCACAGAUCCUCAAGGAAUGAAAGAUCGCCCCUUCUGCUGAAGGAUUCCCCGCUGGCAGACCUGAUGCAGGGGGGAGAUUUUUUCAAAUUCACCAGGGACACCAGCAAUGAUACCGCACCACUGAUUGAGGCCUUGAACAACAUUCUGGGUCCAGCUUACCAAGGAAGCUCUAAUAAUGGCUCUCUCAUGAACACCAUCAAUACCACCACUCUGGGAGAUCAGGAGACCUUGAACAAAAUACUGGGGUCAGUGAACCUGUUGAAGAGGCCCAUCUGCACCAUGGCGCUGCCCAUGAUAGACACCAUCUCACCCAACCCCUUCUCCUAUGCUGUGGUCACUUUCUGCAAGUCCAACGAUACUGUGCUUGAAGUCUCACUCCACACACUCAACCAGAUACUGAUGGAGCUGAUGCUGACAAAACCAGAUGAGAUGGCGUCGGUGGCUGGGAUGGCGGUGUUGGUGUUUGAUCAGCUGCAAAAUCAGAAAUCACUGUGGGAAAGCCUUCUAGCUAUUCCCCAGCUCUUGUCUCCUGGUUCUGUUGACCAAGUGCUGGGCAGCGCAGAGGCCCUACUCACCAACAUACAGGGUACUAUGCAUAUCAUCCAGAGCAAUUUCCCUGAAGCCGGUGCCUCACUUUCCACGGUGCAGCCACUGCUUGUUGGAGGCAUCAACCUGAUCAACUAUGUUCAAAACUGGCCUGGCAAAGAUGUGUCCAUUUCCCUCGGAGAGGUUGUCACGUUGCAGAAUGGCUCGCUAAAUGAAAUGGUGAAACGUGUUCUACAAGAGGUCAAGAUACCACUGGACAAGGCUAUUGGCCUGACUUUGGACAAGGACAUGGUGCGUUUGUACUUGUGUGACAGCAGUAGCCCGAUGUGGCUAACAGCAGCGUGCAGUACAGGCACUGUGGACAUGCUUCUGGGCUGGAUCAGCCCUGACAAGGUGGUAAAGCAGGCUCUCCUGGCAUGGAGUAAGCAUGUUGCUCUACAUGAUGUGUCCUUCGCCAAAGGGCUGCUGAACAGUCUGAUGGGAGGUUUAUCCCCAGGAGGACAGGGAGGCUCCAACAUCACGAGGACCCGGCGUAGAGUAGAUACACAACCACAAAACAUUGAGGAGGAGCUGUUUUUGGGGGUCGGUCAAGUGGUGAUGGAGAUUAUAAAACUUGUGCCUGAGGUGGAUAUGGUUGUCCAGAGCAUCCUCAGAACUGGCUUUCAGUCCGUGAAGUCAGCGGCACUGGCCCUUGAUACUGUAGAAGAAAUGAUGGCCAAUGUCCUGAAAGAUGCUGAUCAGCUCCAACUGACUUAUCAAACGUUGCUGACAAACCAGUCUGUGGCAAGCGUUUGGAUUGGUCAUGUCCUUGACAGUGUGAUGGGAAUUAUUAUGAAGAGUCUGGCAUCUGAGUCUUUAACAUGUGAGGAUCUCUUGAGUCCCUUCGAGUGGCUCUUAAACACAGAGAGCAUAAAGACUGAGGUGUGGAGAUCAAUGAUCUGCCAGAACAGCUCCACUCUGCAGCAAGCUCUACUUAUGGACUGGCUGCCAUUGAUUCAGAAGGCACAAGAAGUGGACAGCACCCUCACAGGCCAAGCAGACUACAAUGUAACACUUCCCAUGAUUCUCUCUGAGUGGCACAAGUUGUACAAUAACAGUAUGCAAUUUGGAGUGUUUUUGGACAGACUGGCCACAGAGCUGGGCAGAGCAUACUGGAUGAACUGGAUGCCAGACAACAGCACUGACGAUAUUACUGGCACUCUUCAACAAAGUGUUUUCUUGUUCAUGGUGAAUUUUGGAGAAACUAUUGAGAAGAGUCAGAUGUGGCCCGAGGUAAAGAACUAUUUCCACAUGGUUUACUGGAUUUUGAACUACAGGCCUGGCCUCACAACUCAGCCAGCACACUGUUCUGUUAACAUCUCCACCUUAGCCAUUCAUUGCGAUACUGGUUUGAACUGGCCACAGUUUGUUCAAGCAAUGACUGAGACUCUGAUGUCACCAAACCAAGACGUCCUGGUGAAUUGUCUCAAAGGAACUGUGAAUCUGUUGCAGUAUGUGUACGGUGACAUCUAUAAACAUCUGGCAGGAUCGUAUUUGAAACAAGAAAUCCAAGGUGGCGAUGCGCUCUCUGCCUACCUGAUUAACCUGAUGCAUAACUUGGAUGGCUUUGUCCAGACGAUCUCUAUCCUUCCUGACCAAAACAUCUCUAACCCUGAUGUCAUGCUUCCCCUCAUUGGUAACCUGUUACAGUCCACAGGUCUGACACCACUGCUGCCUCUGCUCCUCAGUGAUGGUCCCCUCAAUGUCUCCGCAGUGCUUGAUGUUGCCUCAAAGCUUGGCAGUCUCAACCAGCACAUUUUUACCUUCAAUGAGACAGACCCAACAAUGCCUGAACUGGAACGGUUGAUAAUGAAGUUCCUGUCCUUGGAGGGUAACCUCACCAUGUCUUUCUCCCACAUCAUGGGACACACUCUGCUUACCUAUUCAGGCUACUUCCACCCUGACGAUGUGGCCCGUCUCAGAGAAGCCAUCCAGCCUUUCACCAACCAGACCUCAGCAGGCUUUGUAGAGGCCAUCCUCAGUGCCAUGGAGCUACUGAAGACAGUGAUGGAUUCUCAAAAUGGUGACCCAACUAACUUCAUUCUUGGGUACAUACAGCAGCUUCAAGAAUUUGUGAUGUCUCUGUAUAGACUGCGGAAAAUCCAACAUCUCCCGUUACCGAGUGGGCAGCUGAGCACAGCACAAGUCACUGACCUCCACCUGCUUUCCAAGGACUUUCUCAACCUCCUCACCCCCGAGAGCCUUCAGAACCUGACUCAGGCUGGACCAGAUGCUGCCCAGAACAUUGUUACACAGAAAUUUGUAGCAUUCCUACCACCUGAGGUCCAACAGGAAGCUUCUCGCUUUCUCCAGGAUUUCAAAGCUCUGCAGUAUUGGACAACUAAUUGUACACCAGGCCAGGACUGUUUGGAUGCAAUCUCAGAAAUCUUCACAUUCUUGGAUCAGAUAUUAGACAUGAUGCUCUCGGCCAACGGUAAUGUCACCAUCAAAAUAGCUGCAAUCAACUCUGUUCUGGGGGGACGGGAAUAUGAGGAAAUUACAUCCAUGUUCUUCUCACUCCUCCUAUCCUCAAAUGAUGCUGCCUAUGUGGAAACAUUCAAACAGACUCUUCAUUUCAUCAGAUUGAUCAUGGCUACACCAGAUAUUAGUGUGUCUGAUGUCCAGAAUGCUCUGAGACAGUCAAACCUAACCCUUGAAGAGCUGAACAGCAUUGCUGCACUAGCUGGAGCUGCCAACAUAAACAACCUGAUGGUAAAUAUAAUGGAGAUUAUCAAAGCUCGCCAUUGUUUUGAACCACAGCAUAACCCGAUGGUGACAGCCCAAUGUGUUAUGGGAUUGAUAAAUGGGGUCAGCAGUUUCCUGACACAGAUACCUGCUCUCCGUAAUGAGACAGCCAUUUUCUCCCUCAUCCCAUUAAUCGUCAAUAACACUAUCAGCGAUGUCUUCCAAGUUAACUUCAGCUCCAAUCCUAACAUGGCUCUUGUGCACACCCUGAACAGCACCUUGGCCAAUGUCAAGAUGAGCCUCCAGCUGAACCACCUGAACACUCUGGAGAUCUUAAAUGAAAUCAGAGUGCUGGAGGGUCUGAUACAGCUAGUUGCCGACCCAGAACCAUUCAACAAUAAUGUUAACACCACCUUGUUUACGAACCCCAUGUAUGCUCAGGAAGUAUAUCUGGAGAUUGUGGAUUGGUACUUGAAAAGGCUGGAAAAUAUCACCAGCAACAGCUCAGUCUCAGUGCUCCUCCAUCCCUUUUUCUACCUCACACAAAUGCAAGUGACAUUACAGCUGGCACAGACAGAUUUCUCUUUGUUUGUGAGUAACCAGGUUGAGUUCCUGAUAAAAAGCCUCCAGUACCCAAUAGAUGGUGAAGGGGUGAGUAAAAUUGGCCAGACAACAGUUGAGAUUCUCCAGCGUUUAUUUGAAUUCAUAAAGGUCAACCUAGAGGUUCAGAAUAAUGUUCCAGGUUCAGAGCCGUUGUUCAACACAACCAUUCUGCAUGCCACUGAGCUCCAAGUUAAGCUAUACCUCGACCUCAUACAGAAGUGGAUGAAACAACCCAAUGUCCCAUUGGUCCUCACUAGUAUGCUCCAAUGGGGAAACUCCUCCAUGAAUGUCUCUACCCCUGUGACAGACUUCCAGAACCUGCUGCAGACAAUGGUUAAUAUUGUCAGUGAUGAUCAACUGGCAUACCUCUCCAUCACUGACAAUAUUACCCAGUCCCUGAGCAAAGCCCUAAUGGUGGCAGAGCAACCAGAUGGCCUACAGAGUGACCACUUUUCAACCGCCAUCUUGGAAGCAGUCCAAAGUGCUAUGCAGAUCCUGACUGCUGGCCCCCUGCCGCCCUCUGUACAGCAGAACAUCCUGGAAAUUGUGCAGGACUCACUUAAGCUCUUUGUCCAACCAGACAUGAGUUUUGCCUCAUCACGUAACAUCUCCCUCCUAAUCCUCAAGAGGGUUGAGAGUGUCAUCCAACAGACCAUACCAGAAAUGUUCGCUGAAUACCUGCUUUCUGGAAUGAAAGUAGCAACCGCAUUCUUUGAGAGUAUCUCCACAGCCGGUGGACCAGACAGCUGGAAUCAGAUAAUUUUGAAUGAGAUGAAGACAGUCCAGAGCCUCCUGCCGCCAAACUGCACAGCCCAGGCCUACGUUUCUGUCCUCAUUAACAUCACUCAAUUCAUCUUGGAGUCUGGCCAAGGCAACAUGAGUCUCUUUGAGAGUGCAUCAGCAGAAAAUUUGCCACCAAUUAUUGGCCAGAUGGGCAAACUCUUGAACAUGAUUUGGCCAGUUGUAAUGAGAGGCCCAGGCUCACACACAACUGCUCCACCUCUGGAGGGCUUUGCUCAUCUUGCUCCAGUCCUGGAGCAGGUGAUGACUGGGAAGGCAGACCAAGAAACGUGGGACAAACUUGAAAUGCUGCUAGAAGCCCUACUGUCAACCCUCAAAGGAACACAGCUAUGGGACCAUGUCCCAUCUGUUAUUCCACUCUUUGAAAAAAUCAUAGGAAGUACGGUAACCAACAUGCAAGCAGAGAACGUGAUGAUACUAAGCCUUCAGAUGCCCAUGGUGACCCUGAUGAGAGAAAUUGCACAGUCUGUGAACACCAGUCAUUUUAACUUGUCUGAGGUCUCGGAAAGAAUGCAGCUUGCCAUUGAACGCACGGUGCAGGCAGCUCAGCAGGCUAAUGGCACAUUGGAGUGUAGUGAAGCUCUCAAAGCAUGGGAUCCAGUAAGAGAGGCAGCGGGGUUAAGCCACGCCACCAUGACUAUGUGGUGCAACAUCAACCUGCAGCCUGUUUUUGAGGCCUAUAAUGCAACCCAGACUGUCUACGCCCACCUGAACAUGAGUCACAUGGGGGUUGGACCAAUAACUGUGAGCGCCACAGCUGCCAGGAUUGUCAAGACUCUACAGUCACUCUACAAAGUCAACAUUAAUUGUACACUUGUGACAGAGGAGCUCAUCAUGGCUUUUGCCAGGCAGCUCUCUAUGCUGGCAGGCCAGCCUCUGAGCCCUGAGGCCCAGCUUCACUGGUACAAGCAGCUCCAGGACAUGCAGUUGAAAAACAGUUUGACUUCCUUCAAGUUGGUCUUAGAUGAGCUGCUAAGCGUGGCCCCAUUCCUCCAGCCUUACAUUGAAGCUGUAGAGAAAGCACUGAGCCACAUCCUGGACAACUACCAUCUCAUGCAAGACAGCAGCUCAUCCAAGGGCCUCUUCGGAGAAGCAGUAAUGAUCUUCCUAUCCUCUGCAAACAUCACCUCGGAAGACAUGUUCUCCAUGAUGUGGGGAAAUUCUUCUGGACUCAAUGAAGCAUCUGUUACUGACAUGAUGAAGGAAGCUGUAAAACUGAUGAUGGACAUGCAGAUAUUUGGGGAUGCUCCUAUGGUUUACCAAGCUUUGGAGCAAUUUCUGGCAUCCAACAACACUAGCUUGAUUUUGCAGAAAUUGGCCGAGAUGUCUGCAUGGUCGGCCUCCACUCAAGCAUCCGGACUGGAUCUGCUGACUCAGGCUCUGCCCAAAAUCUACGACAUCCUCAGGCCUCUCUUGUCUGUUCUGACCCAGAUGAAUAUGGACAUGCCAGCAAACACAGAGCUGUUUGAAGACCUAGCUGGAAACAUAAUUGCAAUGCUGAGGCAGUUGGUAAGCACCAGUGGUCUUCUGGCCCCCAUGGACCACCAUCCGAAUGUGUUUCAGCAGGAAGCUACAGGCGGUAACCAUACGAUGAGGGUCCGACAAAGACGCGAGGCCCUGAUGCUGACAAGGGACCCCAUGGAUGACUUCAUAGACCUGUUCUACAUUGACUACCCUGCCCUGUUCAAAGCCAUCGCCAUCCUUCCUACGACAGCAGAAAUGAUGGAGACAGUCCACGUGUUCUUUGCCAAUCCUGAUCUAAACGUUGUGGUGAAGGGAGCUACAAGCGGCAUGCCGUGGGGUUUGAAUGCCUCUCGGGAAGAGACCAUUGAUGCUGCCCUUGGGGUGCUCUCCUUCCUCACUUUCCCCGACGCGUUUCAGACUUUGACUUCCUUCAAGUUGGUCUUAGAUGAGCUGCUAAGCGUGGCCCCAUUCCUCCAGCCUUACAUUGAAGCUGUAGAGAAAGCACUGAGCCACAUCCUGGACAACUACCAUCUCAUGCAAGACAGCAGCUCAUCCAAGGGCCUCUUCGGAGAAGCAGUAAUGAUCUUCCUAUCCUCUGCAAACAUCACCUCGGAAGACAUGUUCUCCAUGGUGUGGGGAAAUUCUUCUGGACUCAAUGAAGCAUCUGUUACUGACAUGAUGAAGGAAACUGUAAAACUGAUGAUGGACCUGCAAAUAUUUGGGGAUGCUCCUAUGGUUUACCAAGCUUUGGAGCAAUUUCUGGCAUCCAACAACACUAGCUUGAUUUUGCAGAAAUUGGCCGAGAUGUCUGCAUGGUCGGCCUCCACUCAAGCAUCCGGACUGGAUCUGCUGACUCAGGCUCUGCCCAAAAUCUACGACAUCCUCAGGCCUCUCUUGUCUGUUCUGACCCAGAUGAAUAUGGACAUGCCAGCAAACACAGAGCUGUUUGAAGACCUAGCUGGAAACAUAAUUGCAAUGCUGAGGCAGUUGGUAAGCACCAGUGGUCUUCUGGCCCCCAUGGACCACCAUCCGAAUGUGUUUCAGCAGGAAGCUACAGGCGGUAACCAUACGAUGAGGGUCCGACAAAGACGCGAGGCCCCGUUGAUGCUGACAAGGGACCCCAUGGAUGACUUCAUAGACCUGUUCUACAUUGACUACCCUGCCCUGUUCAAAGCCAUCGCCAUCCUUCCUACGACAGCAGAAAUGAUGGAGACAGUCCACGUGUUCUUUGCCAAUCCUGAUCUAAACGUUGUGGUGAAGGGAGCUACAAGCGGCAUGCCGUGGGGUUUGAAUGCCUCUCGGGAAGAGACCAUUGAUGCUGCCCUUGGGGUGCUCUCCUUCCUCACUUUCCCCGACGCGUUUCAGACGUCAUCAAUGCAUCUCCUGAUGAAUGCUGCUGAUAUGCUUCCCGAUGGCUUUCCAUUCUCCUCUGUGCUUAAGAAUAUCACCAGAGUGCUUGCCAGGGAAUCUCAAGAAAACCUGAUCCUCAUGCAACAGACCGUCCAAACAGCUGCUGAGCUCCUCCAGAUCAGCCUGACGGACCCGCGAUUCACAGAGCAUCUUGGCCACCUGGGAUCCCAGGUGUGCACCUUGGAGAAUACGGAGUCUGUGCAUCUGCUGAUGUGGGCCCUCUCCAUGGAGCCUGGUCAGCUGUGCCACACUUUUCUACCCAGCUUGCAGAUCUUGGCUGAGAGUCUGAUGAUGGACACAACCUCUCUGACAGAUGCCAUCUUCCAGGCCUUCAUCGGAGACCCUAGCACCUACAAUGUCCAGUCAAACUGGACCUCUGUGUUGAGUCAAGGUUUGAACUUUGACAUCAGCAGCCUGAGCUCUCUCAACAUUAACAUCACCUCCCCAGGAGCGGUGGCAGUCGGUGAGAUGCUUAGGAAUAAAUCAGCCUUUGCUGUGGAUGUUCAGCAACACAUGGAUUUUGAUCCAACUGCUCUCCAUCUCCUGAUGGAAACCACUCUACCAAACAACAAUUUAGUGAUCCUGUCCUGGUUGGUCAACCUGCGUCACUGCAACGCCACAGCAUCCUUGAAUAUGACAGAGACAGAUGUUGUCAUCUUAAAGACCUUCUGCUCCAUGUCUGUUGAACAGUGGUACAGCUUCUCAUUGCUUAUGGCACGACAUCUCAACAUGGAGAAAGUCAUCUACAGAAUGGUGUUGCCUGAAGAAAUGCAGAACCUGGUGGGAGGUAUGCUUCAGAUGGCCGUGGUUAUAUCCAACAUGAUGGACAAGAUUCUUCCUGCCGUUGGUCAGCUACAAAGCUACCUGCUCUCCAUCCAAGACCUCAACCUGGUGGCCAACAAUGAAUUUAACCAAAUGGUGAGAGGACAGAGGUCCAGCAUGUCUAGCCAAGCUACAUUCGUCACCCUCUCUCGAGCGUUGUGCAGUAACGGCAUCCUGGCUUUGUUUGGAAUCUCCAAACUCCCUGUCAUGUCAGAGUCGAACUCCUCCUUCCCCAACAACAACCAGCGGGAGGAGAUGAUUGAGAGGUUCAAGAUUCCACGAAAUGCCACUCCCUUCUGUAUGAACAUGUACCUGGACAUGGUCAGUACCAAAGGAGGAGCCAUUGCCUGGGCCUUCCUCAAACCAAUGCUGAUGGGACAAAUUCUCUACACCCCUGACACACCCGUCACCAGGGCCAUAAUGGAGAAGGCCAAUGCCACCUUGCAGGAGUUUGCAAAUCUGAGGAAGUACUCAGAGGACUGGAUUGAAUCCUCCAACUACAUCAUAAACUCUGCCAAAAUACUCGGUCUCACUUUGCCACUGCUGCAGAAUUCCCUCGGCAAUUCCUUUGUGAAGAAUUUCAUUGAGAUGCAGACAGACAUCAAUGUCGGCAGAAUGAAGGAGACGCUCAGCAACUUCUCUAACAUGACAGUCAUGCUGGAGAAGAACAAGCACGUACUGAAUCAAAUCACCACGUUGUCCACCCUGAUGGUGGAGCUCUCCUCCUGUAUCAAGUUUGACCGCUACAGUGGCUACAACUCUGCCGACCAGCUCGACGCUGUAGCUUAUGACCUUGCCAAAAACCGUGAUCUCUACGCAAGUGUCAUUUUCAAGCUUCCCAAAGACGAGGACUCAUCCAGGAAGCGUCAGGCCAGGUCUUCCUCCACCACAUCCUCCCUGCCUCCCAAAGUCAGCUACACUAUCCGCAUGCACAUGGACAACGUCAUGCGAACUGACAGAGUCCGGGACCCCUAUUUUGUGAAGGACACACAUAUCUCGGCCAGGCAGACGAUGCGCUACAACCGGGGCUUUGUCUACCUGCAGGAGAACAUUGACCGGGCUAUCAUUGAGACCCAGACUGGACAAAGAGUCACAGAGCCAGCCGUCCAGCUGCAGCCCUUCCCCUAUCCCUGCUACCACCGGGAUGAGUACCUGGAGGCCAUCUCUUUUGUCUUCCCACUCUUGCUAAUGAUGGCCUGGGUGCUGUUCGUGGCUGACUUUGUGAAGAAACUGGUGCAUGAGAGAGAGCUGAGGCUGCAUGAGUACAUGAAAAUGAUGGGAGUCAACCCGCUCAGCCACUUCUUUGCUUGGUUCCUGGAGUGCGCUGCCUACCUGGUGUUGACCAUCUUAAUCCUCACGCUGGUGCUGAAGUACGGCAGCAUCCUGCCCAACAGUGACGGCUUCCUCCUUUUCUUGUACCUCUGUGACUAUGGUUUGAGCAUCCUGGCCUUCAGUUACCUGGUCAGCUCCUUCUUUGACAAGACCUACAUUGCCGGUCUUAGUGGCAGCCUCCUUUACAUCCUCUGCUUCUUUCCCUUCAUUGUGGUCAUGGCUGUGGAGACGAGUCUCACCUUUUCCCAGAAGAGCGCCCUGAGUUUGUUUUCCCCAUCCUGUUUUAGUUAUGCCAGUCAAUAUGUCUCUCGCUAUGAGUCCCAAGGAGAAGGCAUUCAUUGGAGCAACUCAUACACAUCGCCCAUAGCUGAAGACACAGCUUCAUUCGGUUGGCUGUGCUGGAUGAUGCUCAUCGACUCUAUCCUCUACUUCAUCAUCGGGGCUUACAUCCGCAUGGUCUUCCCAGGAAAGUACGGCAUCCCUUCUCCAUGGUACUUCCCCUUCAAAGCCUCCUUCUGGGCCGACCUAUGCUGCUGCGUUAAGUCAAACAGAAAGGUGGGCAGAGGACUCCUCUUCACCAACAUCAUGCAGAAAAACCAGCCUGUCUUCUCCGAUGAUAAGGGAAAAGGCCGGAGCACUCUUUCCUCUCAGGACGGUGAGGAUUUCUCAGAGCUCCCAGUGGGCGUUGCCCUCCUUGGUCUCAGCAAGAACUAUGGCAACCGAGUAGCUAUUCAAAACCUUAAUGUUUCCUUCUAUGAGGGCCAUGUCACCUCACUGCUUGGUCACAAUGGAGCCGGCAAGACCACCACCAUGUCUCUCCUGACUGGCCUUUUUGCCCCAUCUUCGGGCACUAUCGAAGUGUAUGGCCAAGACAUGCAGACCAACAUCGAUGACGUUCGCAAAGAGCUAGGGGUGUGCAUGCAAUAUGAUGUCCUCUUUGACCACAUGACCACCAAGGAGCACCUGAUGCUGUACGGCCAGAUCAAGGCCCCACACUGGUCACGCAUGGAACUGCGUGAACAAGUCCGCACGAUCCUAGAGGAGACAGGCAUGUACGCUCACAGACACAAGCGGGUGGGCAGCCUGUCGGGCGGCAUGAAGCGCAAGCUGUCAAUCUCCAUUGCCUUCAUAGGGGGCUCUCGCUUGGUGGUGCUGGAUGAACCCACCACAGGAGUCGAUCCCUGCUCUAGGCGCAGCAUCUGGGACAUUGUUAUCCAGCAUAAGAAAAAUCGCACCAUCAUUAUGUCCACCCACCACCUGGAUGAGGCUGAAGUACUGAGCGACCGCAUCACUUUCCUAGAGAGAGGAGAAUUAAAAUGCUGCGGAUCCCCCUUCUACCUGAAAGACAAGCUGGGCCAGGGCUACAAACUCACUCUCACCAAGAAGAUGCAGAACCUAGAAUCUGAGCAGAUUGACAAUGCUGAACUGAAGGCCUUUAUUCAAGCUCAUGUGUCCGAAGCGCGACUGAAGGAGACCCAGGGGGGCGACCUGGUCUACUCACUGCCCCCCUUCACCUCAUCCAACUCCUCCUCAUACCGCUCCCUCCUGACCGCACUGGACUCCAACCUGGACGCCCUGCAGCUGGGGGGCUAUGGCAUCUCUGACACUAGCCUGGAGGAGGUGUUCCUCCAGCUGACUCAUGGAAACACAGAUGAUGGGUCUGAGGACGGCCCCCAGUCUAUCUCAGAGACGGUUUCUGACACUGGAUCCAUUGACAGCUUCCCUUCAGACUCCAGUGGAGGCAUCUCCAACUUUGGUGACAAGACCAAGCUUACUGGUUCGCCCAUGGUGCGCAGCAUGGCCCUGGCCUGGCAGCAGAUGACAGCCAUACUGAUCAAGAGGUUCCACCACAGCCGCAGAGACUGGAAGGGCCUGAUCUCCCAGAUCCUGCUUCCUAUUCUGUUCAUAGUGUUUGCUAUGGGCCUGGGUUCCAUCAAGAGCGACCUGCAACACUAUCCUGAGCUGGAGCUCAGCCCUGCGCUUUACAACUUCGAACCAAGCUACUCUUUCUUCAGUAAUCAAAAUCCUGACUCCAGCCACCUGACGGACACCAUGAUAUCAUUCCCUGGGAUCGAUAACGCCUGCCUUGACAAGUCCAGUAACGAGGUCUGCACAAGAAGCUCAAACAAAUGGAUUUCCAGAGGGAACAGCUCCAAAGCAUUUAGUGUCUGUAAAUGCACCCAUAAGGAACAGAUUUGUGACGGGGACAACUUCCAGCCCCCCCAUAAGAAAAUCCCUUCAUCUCAGAUUGUGUAUAACCUGAGUGGGAUCAAUGUGGAGAACUACCUGGUGGCCACAGCAAAUAACUUUAUCAGGAACAGGUAUGGUGGCUUUGCUUUUGGCAUGCCUCUUCCUCCUGACUUACAAAUGGACCUAAGAGUGGUUCCCAAAAACCGUACUCUGUCUAAGGUCUGGUUCAACCCUGAGGGCCACCACACAAUGCCAGCAUACUUAAACAGCCUCAACAACUUCAUCCUACGCUCCAAUCUUCCAUUGGACAAGGAUCCACGUAAAUAUGCCAUAUCAGUUUCCAGUCACCCCUAUUUCGGCCGGCCGGAUGAUGAAGAUGCAGUUGUCCAGGGAAUGCUCCAGAUCCUAGUGGCUAUGUGUGUGAUGACGGGUUAUUCAAUCACAACAGCCAGCUUCGCCAUCUAUGAAGUCAACGAGCACCACAGCGGCUCCAAGAGGCUCCAGCACAUCGCUGGCAUCAGCGAGCCCUUCUACUGGGCUGUGAACUUCUUUUAUGACAUGGUUAUCUAUCUGAUCCCUGUGACCUUGACUGUUAUUGUGAUCGCAGCCUUCCAGAUUCCAGCAUUCACAGAUCAGCAAAAUUUGGGUGCUGUCACCCUGCUGCUGGUGCUCUUUGGGUUUGCUACCUUCCCAUGGAUGUAUCUGUUAUCAGGCGUCUUCAAGGAUGCAGAGAUGGCUUUCAUCACCUAUGUGUGCAUCAACCUCUUCAUCAGUCUGAACACCAUCAUGACCACCUCCAUUCUAUACUUUCUGGGUCAAAUUUCAAUGCGCAACCCUGAGGUCAUCCAGGGUAUCUUCAAGAAGCUGAGCCACGCCUUCCUCAUCUUCCCCCAGUUCAACUUUGGGAACGGGAUGAUUCAGCUGGCCAGGAUGAACAUAGAGGUCCAGAUCCUCAGCGGCUACGGCAUUGACACCUAUCAGAACCCAUUCUCCACAGAUGCCCUUGGCUGGAUGUUCAUCUCCUCCUUCAUCCAAGGCCUGGUCUUCUUUAGCCUGCGCCUCCUGCUCAACAAGUCUCUCAUGCGCAAAGUCAGUCAUCUUAUUUGGGGCAGAAAGACUGUGCCCAAGGUGGCUUGUGAGGAUGAGGAUGACGAUGUGGCGGCUGAGCACCUUCGUGUGUCCAGUGGAGCAGCCAGCUCAGACAUACUGCAGGUCAAUCAGCUCACUAAAGUCUAUCAACACCUCAAGAAGAAGGUCUAUGCUGUCAAGAGGCUCUCUGUGGGCAUCCCUGCGGGAGAGUGCUUUGGUCUGCUGGGAGUGAACGGAGCAGGAAAAACUACCACCUUCAAGAUGCUGACUGGAGAUGUUAGCCCCACUGAUGGCACAGCACAGAUUAGGGACUGGGAUGGGCAAUUGGUAGACAUCAUGGAGUGUCGUAACAAGGGAAUCAACAUCGGCUAUUGUCCCCAGGUGGAUGCACUGGACGAUCUGCUCACUGGAGAAGAGCACUUGUACUUCUACGCUCGCAUACGAGGCAUCUCAAAGAGGGAGAUAGAUGCGGUGGUGAACUACCUACUGAAGAGGCUGGAGCUGAACUACCACAGAAACAUCAUUACUGGUGGUUACAGUUGUGGCACCCGCAGGAAGCUCUCCACUGCGCUGGCUCUCAUCGGACAUCCGCAAAUCCUGCUCCUGGAUGAGCCAAGCUCCGGCAUGGACCCUCGCACCAAGCGUCACCUGUGGAAAAUCAUCUCUGAGGAAGUGAAAGGAAAAUGUGCCGUGGUCCUCACCUCUCACAGCAUGGAGGAAUGUGAGGCACUGUGCAGCCGUCUUGCCAUCAUGGUGAAAGGUCAGUUCCGGUGCCUGGGCUCCCUGCAGCACAUUAAGAACAGGUUCGGCAGCGGGUUCACUGUGAAGAUGUACUUGGCCAAGGCCUCCUGUGACACAGAGGCAAUCACUGGCUUCAUGCAGCGCCGAUUCCCCAGCACGUAUCUCAAGGACCAGCACUCCACUAUGGUGGAGUACCACAUACCUGUUGCUCCAGGAGGGGUGGCUGACAUCUUCGACCAGCUCGAGUCCAACAAGAAUGCUCUGCAGAUCAAACACUUCGCUGUGAGCCAGACCACACUGGAUGAGGUCUUCAUCAACUUUGCCAUGGGAAAGAUUGACAUGGAAACCAUUCCAAUUCACAGCGAAGAUGAAUGUGAUGGCUUGGCCUCCAUUAAGGCGGUACAAAUGUAGAGCUAACUGCCAUCUUUCCUUUGCCAUUUUGUCUAUGUCCACUGUGAAAUGAAAUAUAGUAUUUGUUUAAAGUAAAUCUGCCCUUAAUAUGUAUGUGAAAAAUAAGAGUUUAAAGCAUUCAUGUUUUAAAAUAAUACUGAUUAUUUCUUGAAAGUGUCUUGACUGAUCAUGUGAAGGGUGACUGUCAUUUCUAUCCUUACCAAAUUAAACUGUUAAUGAAAAGCAGAAGAGCACAUGCACAUUUGAAGAAAAGUUGAUAAACUGAAGUCUUAUGUUUAUUGACUUUUUCCUAUCUUACAGGUCACACACCUGUGUACUUUUAAUUCUCCAAUCUUAUUAUUUAUGAAGGCUAAAUUUAAUUGUGUAGGCUUUUAAUGUCUCCCUGUGGUUGGGGCACUGUUCACUAUUAGAAUAUUAUACCAUAGCAAAUCAAAAAGACUGUAUUUUCUAUUUAGAAUGAUUUCCAUUUUACCUUAAUGAUGAUUUUACAUCAUCUCAGACACUAAAUAUAAACUUGUUUAAAGUAUUUUUUUUUAAAUCUAAGGUACAUGUAAUUAUGCCUACUAGAUGAAAUCCGACAAAAGAAGAUAUUCACACUCAGAAGAAAAUCCUCAAUAUGAACUUUUCCCCUGCUCAUUAGCACUUCCUCUAAGGCAUACCUAACUUUUAGAAUGAAUGUACUAACUAUUUAAUGGCAUCUUUCCCCCUUAUGGGCCAGUUCUGAAUUGUCUUGAAUGUAUCAAGCCUAUUUAUAUUAUUCUAAUAAAGCUAUUUUUCAAAUGCAA